This is a messenger RNA of Anoplophora glabripennis (Asian longhorned beetle), 4281 nucleotides long. RefSeq names its product DNA replication ATP-dependent helicase/nuclease DNA2 (gene Dna2). The transcript is spliced from 17 exons. Gene Ontology annotation, cellular component: cytoplasm. The record is from RefSeq and is a predicted model, not a curated record. Gene Ontology annotation, biological process: replication fork reversal. Bases 3 to 4142 code for a protein of 1379 amino acids. Lineage: Eukaryota; Metazoa; Arthropoda; Insecta; Coleoptera; Cerambycidae. Gene Ontology annotation, molecular function: 5'-flap endonuclease activity; single-stranded DNA helicase activity.
AAAUGAAAAAAUCGGCAAAAAAUGUACUGGUAGUAAAAGGCCAUAUGAAAAUUACUAACUUUUUUAUUAAACAAGAAAAGUUGGAUGUAUCUUCUACCAGUACAGAAGAUUUAAAAGAUUGUAGAAAAUCAGCUGUAGUGACUAAACGUAAGGGAGACGAUAUCAACACACUCAGUCCACCGCAAAAGAAAAAAAAUAUAAUUUUUGAAAGAGAAUUAACUCCAGAUAGAAAACCCAGCAUAAGUGAACAAGACAAAAAUGCUAAACCUAUUGCAAGUUCUUAUAAUUCAGUUAUAUCUGUCAAAAGCCCGGAACAACUAUUGUCUGCUGAGGCUCUAAUCGAAUAUUACACACCCGAAAAGAAAUUUGAGAGAUUUAUGGACAAAAUAAAAAGUCCUGCAAAGAAGAUGUUGUUCAAUGAAGAUACUAUUGAAAAAUCUAAAGAAAACCAUACAUUAGUUUCUAAAGUUGAUGAAAUUAUUGAAAAUAAAGUAAAUCGAAAAUCGACUCCAAAAAAACGGACUCCAAAGGAAAGUAACAACUCGGCAAAUGCAAACCAAAGCAAUUUAACAGGAAAAACUCCAAUUAAAACCAAAAAGACACCUAAGAAGUUAUUUGAUAAAUCUCCAAAUAAUGUGAAUGAAUUUAAUGUACAAAUAAUAGAGAGUUUUGUAAAAAUAACUCCAAGCAAAAGUCAAAAAAAUGAUCCAGAAGUGGAAUUUGUUAGUUGUAGUGAAAAGAAACAAAGUUCGAUUUUAAAAUAUAUUUCACCUACAGCUUCUGCCAAAUCUUUAGAAGCCAAACAUCGGAAUGAAUUGACACCUACAAAAAGUCACGCAAAUGUUUGUAAUGGUUCCCAAAGUCCAAGCACAAAAGUAAAGAUAAAAUUAAACUUUUCAGACUGUAUAAAUGAAAAACCGUCUUCAUCAAAACAGGCAAAAAUAAGUGAUUCGAAAGUCCGUAAAGGAAAUAAUAAAUCUCUGAAAUUGAAUGCAAAAGAGGUCUCCCCUGAAAAAUGUAAUAAUCUUGAUAAAGGACAAGAGAAUAACGUAAAUAUUCCGAAUUGGGAAUUUAGUUUUAGCGACGAAUGGAAUGAGGAAAUGUUAAUACCCUCCCAACUUGAAUAUAAACUGGAUCUGAGGGAAUCUCAACACUGCAAAAUAAUGAAUAUAAAUGCAUUUCCAACAAAAAAUGUAAUAACUUUAAAAUCAACUAAAAACGGUGAGCAAGCUCUUUGCAACUUGGAAGGAUUUUGGAUGCAUUCUCAGCUGAACAUCGGGGAUACCCUUCACAUAUCGGCUAAAAAACUAAAUGAAGUUGAAUGGAUUGUUAAUAACGACUAUGGUUUGGUUGUAUAUGAGCCCGAUUUUCUGAUUUCUGCAACAAGCGUAGUCAAUACACUGUGGUGUAAGAGAAAGAGCGUAUUGAGUGAUUGCUUCCACGGUUUCGACCCUGCCAACAAAGCCAUGCUUGUGGGAAGUCUGGUACACAGUUUAUUGCAACACGUUUUGAAAAAUAAGAUUCAUAACCAGGAAGAAAUCGAGAAGAUUGCAAAGGAUCUCCUCAAAAAUCGUAACACUAUUUCAAGUAUAUAUGACUGUGAUUUAACGAUAGAACUAAUCGAAGAAGAACUAAUGAAAUAUGUUCCGAAGAUCGUGUCUUUUAUACAUAUGUACGUCAAAGAUAUACAAACGAAAAGGCAGCCGAAUCUCAAGCGUAACAAGGAAGACUGGAAGGGUACAAUUAACAGCAUAGACGACAUAGAAGAAAAUAUCUGGUGCCCUGAGCUGGGGAUUAAAGGAAAAGUAGACGUAAGUGUGAGAACCGACCACAGUUUGAUGCCCCUCGAAGUAAAAACCGGGAGAGCCUCGGUUUCUUUGGAACACCGAGGACAAGUUUUGAUGUACAUUAUGAUGAUGAAUAAAUUGGGCUACGAAGUUCCUUCUGGGCUGCUGCUGUAUCUCAAGGAUGGGGUAUUAAGAGAAAUUCCACCCACACAGAAAGAAAAGAGGGAUAUAAUAAUAAUGAGGAAUGAAUUGGCUUAUUAUUUGACUAGAAAGCCAAAAAUAGUGGAAGACGACAAAAUUAAAAGGAAAAGACUUGUUCCGCCUGAUCUACCGGAGCCCAUCAACCACACGAGUUGUGCGAAAUGCCCUUACAAUGUCAUUUGCACAGCCUUUGCCAAAUACAAUAAUGAGGAUAUUUCAUCGAUGAAAACAUUAAAAAAUAUACAGGAUGAAGUUUUCUUUUACUUGGACGAAUCACACCUCAACUACUUCAUACACUGGGUGUCCUUGUUAGCACUCGAGUCUAACACAAAAAAGGGCUCGAAGGAUCUCAGAGAAAUAUACACUUUGCCUCCAGAGGAAAGGGAAAGUAAUGGAAAAUGCAUCAUAAACUUAAAAGUGUCGCACAUCGGAAAAGAAUGCAAUGGUGUAAUCGAGCAUACUUUUGUAAGGAUUCAUGACGAACCAGGCUACAACUUCUUUUCUCACGGAAUAAAGGAAAGCAAUUACGUCGUCGUUAGCGUUGCGAGUAGGCCUGCGAUAUCGGCAGGCUUCGUGACAGAUAUAACGCCAAACUCCAUCACUGUAACGCUAGACAGGGACUUAAAUAAAAAAUAUCGAGACCAGACCUUUUAUAUAGACAGUUACGAUUCCAGUUCUAUACAGUCUUUCAAUCUGACGAGCUUAACGUUGUUGUUGGGGUUAACAGAUAGAGCGGAAAAGUUGAGGAGAAUAGUAGUGGACAAGAUACCUCCGACGUUCAAGUCUCGUCUGCCUAAAGUGAUCGGGUCCAAGGGAAAAGCGAUAUUAAGGAGGCUGAACGUAGUCCAACAGAGAGCCGUGUUGAAGGCUAUAGCCGCCAACGACUAUUUCCUCAUCGAAGGGAUGCCCGGCACAGGAAAAACCGCCACUAUAGUGGCCUUGAUCCAGUUACUAGUGGAACUAGGUAAGUCUGUCCUUAUAACGAGCCACACUCACUCAGCUGUCGACAAUGUGUGUACACGGCUCGUCAGUUAUGGCGUCAAACUGUUAAGGUUAGGUUCCGAGUCGAGGAUACAUCCCAGUUUGAAAGACCAUUCGGAGUAUUGGCUUACGAAAGACUGUACUACGCCAGAACAGCUUGCGGAAGUUUAUAACAGCGCGCAAGUCGUAGCCGUGACGUGCUUAGGAUCUGGUCAUCCGAUACUGUCGAAACGAGUUAUGGACAUUUGUAUCGUAGACGAGAGCACCCAAGUGGUCCAGAGUUCCGUUAUUAGACCUCUUCAUUCAGCAAACACUUUCAUACUGAUAGGAGAUCCGAAUCAGCUGCCGGCUGUCAUUAGAAGCAGGGACGCGAUUGAAAUGGGAAUGUCCGAAAGUUUAUUCGAAAGGCUGUACAGCAAAGAAGCGGCGAUAGCCUUAAAUUUAAAUUACCGGAUGAACGCGACUAUAACGGCCUUAGCGAAUCACGUCACGUAUCGCGGAGAGCUUAAAAUCGGUAACGAUAGUGUUGCCAAUGCGAGUUUGAAACUGCCCGAACCAGAGGCCCUAGAAUUGACGUCCGAUCGUUGGUUAGUAAAAGCUUUGGAUGAAUCCAUGGAAAACGCCGUACAGUUCUUGGAUACCGGACCGGUGUGGAAUUUUCAGCACGUCGUUCCUUGGCGUACACAUAAAAGUACCGAUGAAAAUGGUGAAGGUCAGAGCUGUGCAAACGUUUACGAGGCAGCGGUGGUUUUCCAUUUAGUGAAGGCUUUGUUGAAGGCGGGGAUUCAGUCGCACGACAUAGGGGUAAUCGCUACGUUUAGGGCUCAAGUCGCACAAAUAUCUCUUCUACUACAAACAGACAGUGUCGACAUUAGUACCGUUGAUCAGUUUCAGGGUAAAGAUAAAAAUGUGAUAAUUUAUUCCAGUUCGAAAUCGAGGGAUGUUUCUGUUCCUAAAGUCACUAAUAAGUACGAAAUAUUGGAAGACAAACGAAGACUGACGGUAGCUAUAACGAGGGCGAAACAUAAAUUAAUAAUCGUUGGGGAUGUUUCGACACUCGAAGGCUACUCAACCUUUAAACAAAUCUUGCCCUACGUCGAAGCGAAUCUGAUAAGACUGCCCGAAACUGCCGACUUUAGUUGGGACAAAAUAUUAGAUAAUGUUAAGAUUUGAAAGGGUAAGCAACGUUUAGAACAAUUUUUAAUUUUUUAUUUCGUGCAAAUGCGUAUGUCAAAAUGUGCCUUUGUUUUAUUCGUGUUAAGUAUUUUUAUUUAGUACUGUAUGUUUUGUAAAGCGAAUCACGUGAUUUUUA